Messenger RNA from Cercopithifilaria johnstoni, 330 nucleotides. Lineage: Eukaryota; Metazoa; Nematoda; Chromadorea; Rhabditida; Onchocercidae. The record is from the annotation of a GenBank genome assembly.
AUGGUUUCUGGCGGUUAUCGGGUUGGCAUGCAUUUAUUAACCUCUGCGCUAAGACUUCUUGAGCCAAGAGUGGAUGAUGAUUUCGUGGAUCGUCUUCAUUAUCUUUACACUUCAACUAUGUUCUUCUUAUUCUCCAUUAUUGUAUCUGCUAAACAGUAUGGCCAUCCAAUUGAAUGUUUUGUACCAGCGCAAUUCACCAAAGCUAUGGAACAGUAUACGGAAAAUUAUUGCUGGGUUCAGAAUACCUAUUGGGUACCGUUUCAGGUAAUUCAAUUAAUUUCAUUAUUUGUAUCUCAAAAAGAAAAAAGGAAGUGGAAUUAUUUCGUAUAA